AUGCCUAGAACAUAUACUCAUAAGAAACGAGGCAAGACAAUGAACUAUGAUACAAAACAACUAGCUGAUGCCUUGAAAGCGCAUCAAAAUGGGAUGUCCAUCAGAGAAGCUUCAAAAGCAUACAAUAUCCCAAAAUCAACACUGGCUGACAGAGCUAGUGGCAGAUAUGAGGUAAAUGUAACUCAUGGUCGUCCGUGUGCGAUACCAAUUGAAGUUGAAAAGAAAAUUGUCGAAACAGUGAAAGUAGCCGCUGAGAGGGGAAUUGGAAUUUCGCGGAAGCAGUUGCUACUUAGGACAAAUGUGUUGUGCCAACGCAUUCAGGUGCAUACAUCCUAUAAGAACUUCCACGCAGGUAAAAACUGGUGGGAAGGCCUCAAGAGACGUCAUGGGCUUACACUUAGACAGCCAGAGCGCCUCGGUAGUACACGUUGUCGUAUGAUGAAUCGUGAAACUGUAGGAAAGUAUUUUGAGGCAUUGUCAAACAUCAUUACUUCCUCAAACUUGAAUGACAAGCCAGAAUUCAUCUGGAAUUGUGACGAGACCAGCAAGAAUUUUGAACACAAUCCAAUUAAAGUUGUUUCUGGUAUAGGUGCUAAAAAUGUAUGUGGUAGAACAAGUAGCAAAUCUACUAAUAUAACCAUUAUGGCAUGUGUUAACGCAGCCGGCAAAGCUAUGCUACCCAUGUUUAUAGUAAAGGGAAAGACCCCAAGGUCAUUGUACUCGUUCAAUACUCAGGCAGCUCCUCCUGGUACUAAGUGGUCCUACCAGGAGAAGGGCUGGAUGACGGACCAAAUAGGUGAACAGUGGUUCGACACUGUUUUCCUGCAAAACUGUGGUACCCAUCGACCCCAACUCCUGAUUCUUGAUGGCCAUAGUAGCCACGAAUCUCUAGCGAUACUCCAGAGGGCUAUUGAAGAGAAUAUAUUUAUUCUUGCCCUGCCCCCUCAUACCACGCACCAUCUUCAACCUUUGGACAAGUCUGUAUUUGGUCCUUUUAAUAAGGCAUACAAUUCAGCUUGCUCCGAAUUCUUACAGGAUCCAUUAAACUCCGUGAAUAAAUGGAACUUCCCCGCGCUGAUCACAAGAGCAUGGGUAUCAGGUCUGACUGAGGGGAACAUUAAAUCUGGAUUCGCUGCCUGUGGCAUAUUUCCUCUGAACAAAAAUGCCAUCCAUGAUCAAGCUGAUUCCCCAAGUUAUCCAUCUGACAAACCACUUGACAGUCAAACUCAAAGUCCUUUUGUAGAACAUUUCUCAAUCCCACAAGGCAUAGGAAGUAGUUCUUCAUCUGUAUCUAGUAUGAGUACUGAGGUAAACCAUGUUGACACAUCUCUUCAAAGUGUCAACACUUCAAAUUUCAUGGACCCAGUUGUUACUGAUCAAACUGAGUCUAUUGAUCAGGUUAACAACCAAGGCGACAGCACUGUAGAUGCUGUAAUGGACCCAGUUGUUACUGAUUAUAUUAAGUCUAUUGAUCAGGUCAAAAACCAAGGUGACAGCACUGUAGAUGUCGUAAUGGACCCAGUUGCUGUUCUGGAUCUUCUCUCUAGCGGCGAUUUUAUAGUUGAUGGAGAGAUAGAUUUUCCAAUUACAGAUGAUUCUUUGACUCUUCCCAACUCUCCAUGUAACAUAAGUCCUGAAAUUAAUACCGAAACCACGCAAUGCCAGUCUUUAGUACCGUCCGCUAAUUGGAAUCAAGAUCUGGAUUCCAUAUUCCUCCCGCCAAGCGGCGGUGUACCCAAUGGCCCUGUGGCAAAAAAAAACAAAAGGCUAUUACAUCUCAUAGGCUACUGA
Mercenaria mercenaria is the source of this 1791-nucleotide messenger RNA. RefSeq names its product tigger transposable element-derived protein 6-like. The transcript is spliced from 2 exons. Gene Ontology annotation, molecular function: DNA binding. The record is from RefSeq and is a predicted model, not a curated record. The coding region runs from base 1 to 1791 and encodes 596 amino acids. NCBI's taxonomy places the organism in Eukaryota, Metazoa, Mollusca, Bivalvia, Venerida, Veneridae. Gene Ontology annotation, cellular component: nucleus.